AGAAGAAUUUAUGACCCUAGCUAGCCUUUUGUGUUCCUCCAAGUUGUUAAUCGAAAUUGGUUAAAAUAAAAUAAAAAAAAUUGUGAAGAAAGUAAUUAGGAUGCACAGGUCUGCAAGCUGGAACAGGUUCUCUGAUGACUACUUCAAGCAUGCAACAAGUUCUUCUCCAGCAACAGGACAUAGAUCAUCUUAUUCUAUGUUCGAUGGAAACAAUUUACCAACAUAUGACCCCAUUGCAGAGUUGGCCAAGAAGGAGAGGGCACGUGUCAAGUUUGCUGAGAAUGCAGUGCAUGUUAUCCCUUUUGUGCUAAUUAUUUGUGCCAUCAUUCUUUGGCUCUUCUCAAAUCCAGAUGUGGGAAUCAUAGGAGAUCCUAUUGGAGCAAGAAUCGAAGGAUUAAGUCUCGAAGGAGAAAUUGAAAAUGAUAGCGACGGCACUCAAAUGGGUUUCUUACCUAUUGUGAGCUCAGAGGAAAUAUCCACCAAAGAAUUUGGUGCUGAAAAAGAUUCAAUAAAUCAGAAGAACUUUUAGUGGAUGAUUAUUAUUCCAAUUUAUAAUGAGAAAAAAAAUAUAUGUGGAAAGGCCAAAGGUAGUUUACCUUAACCUCUAUUGAAAUUAUCGCUGUAAUAUUCUUUAUUUGCUUGAAUUAUUUCUUAAGGUUUGUUCAAAGAAAGGUAAGAUUUUCUUUUUUGGUACUCUUGAACAUUUUAUACAUUGAUAAGA
Molecule: messenger RNA, 721 nt
Organism: Cajanus cajan (pigeon pea)
Lineage: Eukaryota; Viridiplantae; Streptophyta; Magnoliopsida; Fabales; Fabaceae
Source: RefSeq, a predicted model, not a curated record